CAGCCCGUACAAUCAGGAACGGUUGCUGCUCACUUUUACCGGCGUCUGUAGCGGAGCAGCGUUAGCGACCCAUGAGGACGAGGUGUUCCGAGUUAGCAGCGGUUAAACAUCGACACGUCUGAUUAUUCCAGCCGACAUGUUGUGUCUCAGCGGGUUGUCGGUGGCUCUGGCGCUGGUUCUGGUGCCCGGUCCAACUGAAGCCCUGAAAGACGGAGACUGUGAAGUGUGUCUGACCUUCCUCGGGAAGUUUUAUCAGUCGCUAGAGGAGAACCAGGUAAAGUUCAACAGCGACGACAUCGAGAAGGCCCUCAUAAAGACCUGCAAAGAUGCUAAAGGGAAAGAAAACCGCUUUUGUUACUACAUCGGGGCGACGAGUGACGCAGCCACCAAGAUGAUCAACGAGGUGUCGAAGCCUCUCAGCUACCACUUCCCCGUGGAGAAGAUCUGUGAGAAGCUCAAGAAGAAGGACAGUCAGAUCUGUGAACUGAAAUACGACAAACAGCUCGAUCUGACCACAGUGGACCUGAAAAAGCUUAAAGUGAAGGACCUGAAGAAGAUCCUGGAGGAGUGGGGCGAGUCCUGCAAAGGCUGCGCCGAAAAGUCUGACUUCAUCCGCAAAAUCACAGAGCUCAUGCCCAAGUACGCCCCGGCAGCAGCCAGAGCACGGACAGAUCUGUAACGAGGGGCGAAAACACAUAAAACACAACUUUGGAGGACGACCAGGAGAGUAGAGGAGGAGGAGAGUUUUGUCUGACAUGUUUGUCACGGUCUUUAGAGCGUGGACACUGAUUUGGUAAUCCCACCCUGAUUCAGAAGUAUAGAUGUUCGUGGGCUGAAGUUCUCAGCUAUACUUUUAAAUCACAUGUCGGGGGACGAGCAGAGUUUGAGCCGGGGAGGAAUUCAUCAGGAGCACUGAUUUUAAAGAGGACAUUUGAGCUUUAGAGGAGUUUUUCUGCUCGUGUAGUCGAUACAUUUCACAGUACGUUGGCUUAAUAAGUGACUUCUGGUUAUAUUCUCCAACAGUUAGUCCAUCAAUGCAUUUUAAUGGAGAGGAGAGCGCCUGAGUGACUCUUUAGUCGCCGAGCAGAGAGCAGCUGUGUUCGAUGCAGGAUGACAGCACAUGUUUUGUUGGUCACUGUAAAUCCUGCUGUUCACAAACCGAUCACAUCUCCAGCCUCUGCAGACACCACCUGAUAAGAUCAUAAUGCCAAGAUGCAUCCUGGGAAUUCAUCAUGUUUGAACAAUGUGUUUACUGUCGACUUCACCCUGAUUUCCAUGACGUCCUGUUGAGGAGGAUGAGUGAACGCCGAUGUUGAAGGAAAACUGCUCCGUCUAAAAACAAUCCUGACAUUCCCACAUUUGUUAAAGGUGAAAAGUUAAAGUUAAGUUAUUAUCUUCAUAUUAAUUUCGAAGUCAACAAAAUAUUUCAGGAGCUUCACAGCAAGUUGGUGUUUCAGAGAUUUGUUUUAAAACAGAAAAGAAAAGAAAAACAUGAAAUGGCUCCAAACGGCUCGUCUGCUGUGAUCCAAGUCUCCAAAACCCUCGAGAUGCUAAAUUGAUUUGAAAAAAACAUUAUUUACACCCUUUUUUAAAAUUGAAAUCUUCACUGUAGCCGCGACGCUUAAAGCGCUAACGUGCACCCUGUCUCGACCGCAUGUCAGGUGUAAAUAACAUCUUUAUAAUUCAGUUUGGGAUCGAGCUUUAUGGAGCCAUUUUAUCUUUUUGGUUUUUUUUAUGUUUUAAACGUGUCUGCAGCUCCUUUGCAGGAGUUUUCAGUCUGUAUCGGCCCUGAAUGAAUCCCUUUCCAAUGUAAUCCAGGACAAAAUGCACAUUCCUGCAAUUUAAAGUUCAUCUGAAGUUAAGAUGCACCUUCAGUACUCUGAGUUUGUCGGAUCAGGUGGUCAUCUUCCAAAGACCUUUCAUUAUGAAAUUCACCCUUUUUCUGACUAACUACUCUUGAGUAGAUCAUUUAUAUUUAUAGCAGCUGGCAGCAUGAGAUUGAGGCGAUUACAUUAGAAAGGUAUAUUUUAAUGGCUGUAUGAAGAGCAGGAAUGAUCACAGCAACCAGAAAUGUUUGUUGAUGCCCAUGUGGGUGCGUCAGGAUUGUGUUGAGAUCGAAUGAGAAGACUGUGAAGCUAUUAAAAGUCGUGACCUCCCUCCUGCUCACACAUCCUCUGUCCUCUAAACCUUCAACUGAAUCCUUUUAUUUAAAUUCACAAAGUCAGCAAAGUCUACCAUAUUCCAACGCAGUCAAACAAACAGCAGUUAUUAAAAAACUGAAAUUAACUGAUUGUUUUUGUUCUCACUCAUGUUACAUUCAGGCUUUUUGUAGAACAGCAGUGGCCAGUAAUCCACAAGAAGUCUGAUUUUAUGGAACUGGCUCUAAAUACUCAAUUCAAAACGAGAACUCAGAGGACAUGGAGUACGUGUGACUGUACGGUUUAAAGUACAAAAACCUUUCAGACUUCAAACUUUUCACAUUUUUUUUUAUGUUUCAGACUUCUUAAAAUGGAAUUCAUGUUUGUUUUUUUUCUCAAUCCACAGACAACAUGCCGUAAAAAACAGGAUCUGGAGUUUUCUGGUUAGGAUUGUUAGGACCAUAUUUCAGAAAAUAUGCAUUAUAGAAGCUGAUUGAAUUGUGCCAUGAAUUACACGCUUAUUGAUUUUAAAGGCAAGAAAGUCACGUUUAGAUUUUUGUGAAACGUCGUCCCGCCUCAACACCAACAUGGCCGUCACAUCACAUAAAAAGUCUUAUACUUUGACAGUUUUGAGACAAACUACGACUUUCUCAAGCUGAAAAACUGUCUUUUCAAAUUGACAUGUGUAAUAUAUGGAACAACUAUUUCUGUCUAUGUAUUUUUCUGAGUUAAGGUCUGUGGGGAUCCACUGAGACGACAGGGAGGGACUUCACCUCUCUGACGUCUCAGUCGGUGUUGGAGUGAAAGACAAGCGAUGCAGUCAAGAGAAUCGUCCAGGUUUUAAGAAGGAAGCUUGGAAUAAAACAGGCGACGUCUCUGGCUUUUCAAAACCUGCUGGCUACAUUACCCACAAUGCAACUUGGUCAAUACGCGAUAUCACUGGAGAUAGUUUAUCCAAAUAUUCGUACUUCCUGUAAACACACUUAAAGUUUUUCAUUUUGUUGACUUUCCUGCAACAGCAACUGUGAAACAAAACAAACCGUGAUCAGACUGAUGAGGAAACAUGUAAUCCAUUUUAAGACGAGUCUGGACCAAAUGUGGAAAACGCAAGUGUCCAUGUGCUUCGAAUGUUAAAGUAUAUUUCGCUGGUCUUUGACUCAAGGAGGUUCAGAAAUCCUCCUUCUGUCAGAAGGAUAAAAAAAUAUUUAGGUAAAAUAUUUAUUGAGGGUUUUUUAAAAAAGGAUUUACCUCUUUUCAUUUCUAAUAGGUGAUUCCACACUUGGGUUUGGGUUUUUUUUGUUGUUGUUGUUGGUCCGACUGAACAUCCAGAUGGUUUCUGUAGUGCUGCUGUCCGUGUCGUGAACCUUGUGACUCAUGAAAUAUGCCUUCCAUGCAGCGCCAGGAUCGCUCGCAUUGUAAUCCAAUCAGGAGUAUAAAUUAAAAGUUGAAUGUGGGGAACUGAAAAUGUUUGAUCCCCACACCUGUGUCAGAACACAGCCAGAACAUGUUCCUGAACACGGAGGGGAGAAACUGUUCUCCCCCCGUCCCCAGACUGUUGUGUUUUUCAGAAGGGAUCCACAUUUUAUUGUUUGAUGUAAACAAACAGUGUCUACUUAUAAUAUUAAGAAACGGUUUUGUGAUGCUUGAUAAGACUUGAUGGGAAAUGAAAACUUAAAAUAUGCUGUUGUUUCACAUUGACCUUUCAUGUACAGCCCCAGGCAUUUGUUACAACUGUACUAUUCUACUUUUUCAUUAAAAUCUGAAAAAAGUUCA
Molecule: messenger RNA, 3911 nt
Organism: Acanthopagrus latus (yellowfin seabream)
Lineage: Eukaryota; Metazoa; Chordata; Actinopteri; Spariformes; Sparidae
Gene: manf
Product: mesencephalic astrocyte-derived neurotrophic factor
Exons: 4
Coding region: 137-679 (180 amino acids)
Biological process (GO): neuron projection development; dopaminergic neuron differentiation
Cellular component (GO): endoplasmic reticulum
Source: RefSeq, a predicted model, not a curated record